This is a messenger RNA of Lineus longissimus, 5251 nucleotides long. Its product is annotated as ethanolamine kinase 1-like. Gene Ontology annotation, molecular function: ethanolamine kinase activity. The coding region runs from base 3479 to 4444 and encodes 321 amino acids. Lineage: Eukaryota; Metazoa; Nemertea; Pilidiophora; Heteronemertea; Lineidae. The record is from RefSeq and is a predicted model, not a curated record. Gene Ontology annotation, cellular component: cytoplasm. The transcript is spliced from 7 exons. Gene Ontology annotation, biological process: phosphatidylethanolamine biosynthetic process.
CCAGAAUCUCGUAAUAUUCAUACAUCAUACACUUAUACAUUUAUACUUCCUAGUUUUAUCUGUCAAUUGGUAUAACACAUGUUGCCACACCUUACUCUACACGUGUAUGGUACACGUGUGGACAGAUCGAUCAGCUGGUUCCGUGAAACCUACGCCGUGCACGGUAGACCUAUAUACGAGGUAAUAGGGAGUUUUCGCAUAGCCCCCGUAACGCAAACGAUAACGCCUAAUUCAUCACCGUUACAUGUAUCAGGAGACCGAACAAUGGGAUAGGUGUUCACUUUGACGUUUCGGGAGUUUUGGUAAAACUAUUUCUUGUCCGAAUCGGCGUAAACUGGCCGUUUAGCCGGGGAUCCUAGCUUGACUGUUCUAGUCAGAAAAUGGAAUUCAAAACCACCCAGGUGAUGGAAAGGUCUGCACUGACGGUCUGUAUGCUACGGUAUAGAGGUAAAACACAUGCUGAUCGAUCGUGAAUUUAAAAUAUGGUCGUGCUUUGAUGACACAUCUGUUUCCACAAGCCAGCUACCGGGGAGGAGUGUGAGGCGUCAUCACUAUAAUAAGAAAAUGAAUUGUGCGCUAUAUGCGCCUGAACAAAAUUUUCCGGAACAAUUGGAGGACAAACGGGUUAUUUAGAUCGCUGCUGCCCGCGAUUUCAAUCGCUUCACUAGCAGAGAACCAAAUGAUAUGUUUGCAUUCUAUUUUACGGGGCCAUUGGGACUUUAUAUUUUGAUCAGUACCUGAAUCAACACCGGUAUAAACGGCACUGGAGUAGAAACUUUGACGACACCACGCAGAGGACAUCUUCAUACGAGGUGUGGAGAAGAAGUAAAGACAUGGAGUCGGAGUCGAUACACUCAUAAUUUGACAUAAAGGUUGUGCCAGCUUCUCUGGAUUAACAGUUGUGUCUAUUUUUGAGGAAAUCGGAACGUUAAAGCGUUUUACAAACUUGUGCCGAUUGAGAGCAUAGACAGAAGUAGGAAAGCCAUAUUAAUCGAGAGACUUUUCGCCUCCUAUCAAGAAUCAAACUUUGCGUAGAAACUUUGGCGACACCACAGGGAAAGUAGGACUUACGGUGAAGGAGGUUCAUGGACAUGUCGUGAACGAGUCCAGUCCGUCAAAUUCCGGUCGCAGUGGAUAAGGGAACGAUCGCCGAGUCAAGCUCUACGUCCUCUAUAUCUUCAGGCCGACGCAAAUCGGCUACCUCGGCAGCGUAGCAGUACCGCUGGCUGUGUUCAAAAUUUCGACAGACGACGGAUAAAACAAAAAAUGAAACUGAUUUUCAAAUUCCCGGUGGUUACGUUACUGUUACUGUGUACAUGUACGUUGCUCUGUUUGCUAUGUGCACUAUUACGCUGUAGUUUAACAUGUUCUGAGUUUCACUUUAUAUGUAGUUUAGAGGAACAAAGGAGGAUAAUGUACUCCCAAGGAAUGACGGCAGCCGAACGAGACAUUGCUGUUGACCUCUUGUUAGUUUUCGAUCUCGAAAUGUCCAAAAGCAACAUUCCCUGGUUCCUCUAUAGCGGCUCGUUGCUAGGCAGCUGGCGACACCAUGGCAUCAUACCAUGGGAUGAUGACGUAGACGUAUUCGUUCACCAAUCACAGAAAAUGGAAGUAAUUUCGUCACUGAGUAAGUUGGAACCAGAUUACCAUCUAGUGAACGCCGCCGGUCGGACGAAACUUUUCUCAAGGUUUUCGGUAAAUACAUCAGGGUAUGAGUGGGGCUGGCCAUUUUUAGAUAUACAAUACUACGUCGAAAAUGCAACGCAUCUGUGGGACGUCACAGAACCGUUCAUGCAUCUAAAAUAUAAAAAGUCGGAUAUUUUUCCGCUGCAUAUGCGUCCUUUUGAGACUCACUGGUUCCCAGCGCCAAAGAGUUCCCUGUCCAUGAUCAAAGUAACUUUUAGUGACCUAAAACAAUGCAGAUCAUCGAGCUACAAUCAUAAGUUGGAGGAAUUUCGGAAGAGUAUUUCGGUUGAGUGUCGGGCAAUGCGAGACCAGGUGCAUUUUGUCCACAGGGUUAUAGUUAAUGGAACCAUGGUGGAGAGGCUAAAAGUUGGAGACUGGGUAGUACGUUCCGUGGUGGUCAAGGAAGAUUUGACUGAUCUGACCGAUCCUUACGAUAGCAGUAAGAUUAUUGCGCCUUGGUCUUCGCCGAAAAGUCAUGAAAACGAUCGGACUUGAGGAGCAGACGUUCAAUUUUAGCCUUCUCACAACGUCAUCAGUCUGUAUUUCAGGCACCACGCAGGUCCGUACACUGCAUUGUCGCGUGAUAAGAAGACCCUGCUAUACCAACAGGAAGAACAUUUCAAUGAAGCUGAAUUAUUUGUUGUUAAUGGUGGACAAGUGCAAAUUUCAAUUCCGAUGGGGUAAUGUAUAGCCGGAAAAGUACCCGAUUCGCAUUGAUAGACCUCGCGUAACAAAAUAAUAUUAUCAAUUGAUUCUGCGUCAUGGAGAUAGAGCUCUGGUCGUUUCAGAGUCACGUGACGUUUAACGGUCCAAGCGUACAAGGUUUGCCAAGCGUAUAAAUCUAGUUCUUUUGAUCGCCUAACAAUCGAUCUAUAGAAAUGAACCGCAUGCAGUAGAACACAGAAUACUCAUGUACAGGAUACAAUGUAUUGUACAGAGACGCCCUAGGCAGACUCCGUGUGUCGAGAUCGACAGUGCAGACCACCUAUUGGAUUUUCAGAUUAAAAAAGAACUAAAUAAAAUUAUUGAGGUCAAUUCUUGUCCGUCUAUUCGAAUAGGCCUAUUCCAUAAAAGUACGUUCUUGCAGCGUGGGUGAGCUAGGAGGGGGGGGGGGGCACGAGUAACCCGAGUAACCAAAUAUGUGUUUUUGACCGUGAAUGUUGCCGAAAAAAUCAACAAGUGUCAUUUUGCCACCGAGAGAGCCUUUUGCCUCAUUUCUGUUCGGAGAUGGUCGAGACAUCGAUCAGUUUCUGAUACUUGAUCACACCAUAUCUGUGGACAGAUUGAUGAGAUUGGUUAGCCUGGUGAGCCCAACAGGCCGUGAUUGAAACACGACUGCGAUGCACUCAGAGAGCAAGAUACUCCAUGGGUUUGAUACAUUCAUCAGUCCGAAAUCGGUCUUGGUGAGGACAAAGUCACAACCAGUCGGAUACUAUGGACCACUUGCCGUCGCGUAUACUCCAUGUAAGGAAUCCGCUUCAUCAUUUUAAAGGCCUAUACUCCGAUCCGUUAGUUCACAAGUCUGAAAUUUGAACAUUGAAAUAGAACUUGAAAAGUUCUGUUAAAAAACGAUUCCAUGUUUUUAUUGAUUUCUAAUUAUUUCAAAAGACUGUACAUGUACAUGUAGGUCACGGACAGUAAAUAUGAGCAUGAUUUAAAUGGAGUGUCGACAGAGACAAGAUAACUGAUGACCUACUCUUAAUCAUAUUAGGUGAGAAUAAUUACCCUAAGCGUUUGCGAUACAAAGUCGAUAUUUCACGAAAGUUGACAAGAAAUCCGAAUAGGAACUUCCAUGAUGGCGACAUCAAAGGGGUGUUCCGAGGUCGCCAGCAUCAUGAUGAGGAUAGAUCCAAACCGCAUUGAGGAGGGAGCGAAAGCUCUUCUGAAAGAGCUCAUGCCGUGCUUGGAAGAGACGGACUUGCAAAUCAAGUCGCUAGGUGGCGGUAUGGUCAACCACCUCGUGCUCUGUAAAAACCUGAAGACACAAGAAGAACCUGGUUGGGUUGUCCGUAUUUUUGGUGAAGCUGACGUCCUGCUUCCACGUGACCGGGCCCACGAACGCAAAGCCAUCUGUCUAUUGUCUGCGAGCGGAUUGGCGCCAAAAGUGAGGUGUUUCUUUGUCAAUGGUGUGUGCUAUGAUUAUGUGGAGGGAAAGUUGUACUCGUGGGGAAGUCAGGAUUUCAAGGAGGAAUAUAUGAUCAACUCAAUCUCCAAUGAGAUGGCGCGCUGGCACUGUUCAACCAACCUCGCCGAAGCCAACCACAUCGAAUUCGACCAAUCACCGACACCAGUUGUUCACAUGCGGAAACUGUUGAAGUCCUGGCCCAAAGGAUUCGAAGAUGAGCAAAGAGAUAACAUGUUCAAGGAGAGCUUUCCCUCUCUCCCGAACCUAGAAUUGGAGGUGACUGAAAUUGAGAAAACAUUGAAGAAACUGGAGAUGCCGAUUGUGUUUGGUCACAAUGACCUCAGUAUGACUAAUUUGAUCUUCCUACCAGAAACAGGACGCAUGAUGUUCAUUGACUACGAAUGGGCCGGAAUGACGUAUGCCGCUUGGGAUAUCGGGAUCCAUCUUGCUUAUAGUUUUGUCGGGCUUGAUACAGACCCCACGGGAAAACUCCCGGAACGUAGCUGCAUUGCCAGAUGGGCCACAAGCUACUUGGACCACCUUGGAGCUUUGGAGGGCAAAACAUUUUCGGAAAAAGACAGAGAUACCCUGGUCUCCAAUGUUGAGAUUAUUCUACCUUAUUGCAGUGUCUAAGCUGUUCUAUUAUCUAAAGAGGACAAGGAAAUGAAGUUACUGAGUCUUGGGGCUAUCCAUGGAAUGGGGAACGAAAGAGCAACACUCUUGGGACGACUGCAAAUGUAACAUCAGCGGCUAACAAGAGACAAGCUGUACACCCAGCAGAGGAACUUCUUCAGUCCACGGAAUAUCCUUACAGUGUUGACUCGUUUGGCUCCAUUGCACAACACAUGACAUGGUCCAAAUGACACCUUAGACUGUCUUCACAACCAGCAGAGGGGUCUCAGCAUUCUGAGGAGCAUGUAUGCAAUGAAAGACAUAGUCACAACCUUACCAAACACAGUCUUCACAAGUAAUAAACAGGCCAGGACCCAACAAUUUGAAGGGUUUUACUGAGCAAGAAGGAAUUCUAUGCAAUGGGAGUCAUUGUCAACCAAAUAUGUCUGCACACCAGGACUCAAUAAUCUGAUUGGUAAAGAGAGAAUGGCAUCUAUGCAAGGGAAUCAUGGUCAUAAUCUAACCAAAGAUGUCUUUACAACAGAGAGAUCAUAACAAUCUUUAUAGUCACAGACCUGAAAUGACUAGUGCAAUUUAGAAAAUAUCACAACCAGGGACAAUAUUCAACUCUUUCGCAAUCUAACCAGGACCAGUCUUCACAACUAACAGAGGCAUGUUUUUAGUCUGUUGAAAGACAUACUAGAGAAGACUCUUAAGUGACAUGGCAGAAUGUUUUUUGAAAACAUCCUCAAUUUUAUUCCAAGGGCAAGAGUAUUAAAAUAAUCAUAUUGUCAUCUCAGAAUAAAGUUGAGACGUGCCUUGUCUUCA